CCCACACAGCCUCUCAUCCUCGGGCUCUUCGGGUCGCCCAGCCAGCCAGCCAGCCAGCCAGCCUGCCAGCCAACCAGCCAGCCAACAGUCGAAAUCAGCUGACUAUUACGGCGAGCAGUUGCUACCACGGCUCCUCAAACGCGAUACUGUUCAGGCAUCGGACGGUAACGGGUCAAGAUGUUGGGCAACUUGGUGAACUACCUGUUCGGAGGGAACUUCUCCGGUACACAGGACUCGCUCGAGAGCGAUCCUUUAACGUCUCGCUCGAUAAUGCGAAGAUUCAGGCAGAUGGAGGUCGAGGGCGAUGAUUGGAUCCUCAUUAACCGAGCUGCUGAGGGCACGUCGGCGCUGGAGGAGUCGUGGUACGUAACACCACCCGCAUGCUUCACGCAGGUGGGACCCGUAAUCGUGGAGACAUCGCCUAUGGAGAACCUGCUAAUAGAGCACCCCAGCAUGUCCGUCUACCGUGCGACGACGUCUCACGUUGCUCCUGACACUCCGCCUCCCACGCCAGACACGACAGAAGAGCUCGAAGAGCCAGUAGGCAUUCUCUUGGUACCGCUCGCUCUUAUGUCCUCCACGUCCACGCUAUCCACCUCGUCCACGUCCUUGGACUCCAGUCCAGACCGAGAUCGCAACCCCGACCUCAACGAAUUCGCGCACAGAACCGCCAUCCACGAUGACAGACCGCUCGCGUCUGAAAGAAGUGAGAAUAGAGUUAGGAUAACGAAUCAGCUCCGUUCCGCUCAAAAGAUGCUGCAAAAACGCUCAUCUCAAAAGUUGAAGAAAGGCCGUCUGGAGAGAAGCAACAAAGUACGGCAAAUCACAGGCAAGCGUCUUCGUCGCCAGGAUCGUUUGCGCAUUCAGAAUAGUGGCGCGAACAACAACCGGAAAUGCUAGUCAUCUGAUCUCAGGCCAAGCUGUACUUAACUUCUUCCUAAAAAAAAAAACAAAAAAACAAACGCGACGACCAAGGCGACAAAUAGCUGCUCGGCAAAGUUUCAUUGCAACGACGAUCGACUGGAA
Molecule: messenger RNA, 1026 nt
Organism: Odontomachus brunneus
Lineage: Eukaryota; Metazoa; Arthropoda; Insecta; Hymenoptera; Formicidae
Gene: TP53INP
Product: tumor protein p53-inducible nuclear protein 2
Exons: 4
Coding region: 178-900 (240 amino acids)
Biological process (GO): autophagosome assembly; positive regulation of DNA-templated transcription
Cellular component (GO): autophagosome; nucleus
Source: RefSeq, a predicted model, not a curated record